Messenger RNA from Triticum turgidum subsp. durum (durum wheat), 981 nucleotides. Lineage: Eukaryota; Viridiplantae; Streptophyta; Magnoliopsida; Poales; Poaceae. The record is from the annotation of a GenBank genome assembly.
AUGCGGCCGUCGUCGAUGGUGCUGCAGCUCCCACGGCUGGGACGAGUCGCCGGAGUAACGGCGGCACCUGCAUCCAAAGCCGGGCCCCGCAAAUUGAAUUCCCAUGGGUGCCGCAGCAGCCGGCGCUCCCCCUCGUCCAGCAGCAGAAGCAGCAGCUGGUUCUCCUCCAACGCCGAGAAUCCCGGCCCCGACACCAGAGACGGUAACAGGACUAGUAGUAGGAGGUGGUGGUCCGACGACCAAUUCGACGUGGAGGAGGAGGAGGAGGAGGAAUUCGGGAGCGAGGGCUCGUUUGGUUCUGCAAGGGAGAUGUUCGACGAGCCAUGGUUUACCAAGGUCUUCAGGGUGUACGGGUAUGUGCUCCCGGUGCUGCUGGCUUCCAUGCUGGUGACAACGCGGCCACAGGCUUUCCUCAUGGCCAUGGCCAUCCCGCUCGCCCAGUCCGUUCUCUCCUUCGCCAUUUCCAAGAUUGGUUCAUUUGGGCGGCGCCGCCGUGACGAAGAAGAAUAUGACGACGAUGGUUAUUAUUAUUCCGAUUACGGCAGCGGCGGCUGGGAAGCUGAAGAACAGUAUAGAAGCAACUCCUCAUCGACGUACAGAGGAGACAGCAGCACUACUAGCAGCAGGUACCAGCAGCAGCAACAGGAGUCUGCAGAUUCACAUCCAACGGCAGAACCAGGUGAUAUUAACGGUACCACCGGCACAGCAACUAGAAGUGAAAGUGGUAGUAUCAGUUUUGGGGGAUGGGACGAGCUGGAAGAAGGCGACGACCGCCGCCGCAGCAGCAGGUGGAGUGCAGGAGCGUCGCCGGUGGAUACUGCUACCGCUGGCGGUGCAGUGGGAACGAGUAGACCACCUGCAACUAGAAGGAGAAGAAGCAGAGGAGCUGCAGCUGCAAGGUACAGGCAGGCGCCCCUGCCGAUGCGCUUGCUCAUCGCGCUCUUCCCAUUCCUGGGUUCAUGGUUCAGAAUUAUGCUCUAA